UUGGAAAUAAAAAUGUCUAUUUUAAAAGGAAUCAAGGUCCUCGAUUGCUCAAGGAUCUUCGCAGCCCCUGUCUGCUCAAUGAUGCUUGCGGAUAUGGGAGCAGAGGUCAUAAAAGUAGAAAACCCUAACCUUGGUGAUGAUACAAGGAGAUGGGGACCUCCCUUUCCUAAAGAAGGAGAUGACGCUUAUUAUUAUCUAUCCAUGAACAGAAAUAAGAGAUCUAUUACUCUUGAUCUUAAGAGGAAAGAAGCACAAGAAGUCAUAGGGAAAUUAAUUGGCAAAUCAGAUAUUUUUAUACAUAAUUUCUUGAACUUGAAAACUAAGAAUUUUGGAGUUGAUUACCCAACACUUUCAUCAAUAAAUCCUAGUCUGAUUUAUGCCUCAGUAUCUGGAUUCGGAGAUGAAGGUCCAAUGGCAGGCAAAGGUGCCAUGGACUUUACCGUGCAAGCUAUGUCUGGAAUUAUGUCUAUCACAGGAUCUCCAGAAGGAAGUCCCUUUAAAGUAGGAUAUGCAGUCACAGAUAUCCUAACUGGGCAGAUGCUUUACAGCUCAAUUCUAUCAGCACUUUAUGCAAGAGAAAAGGAUCCUUUAAAGAAAGGAAUGAAGUUGGAUUCUUCUCUAUUACACUCUGCACUCUUUAGUAUGUGUUAUGUGCCAUUUUCUUACCUAAAUUCAGGAUUCAAUUACAAAAGAUUAGGAAAUAACCAUCCGAACAUAGCUCCUUACAGUAGCUACAAAACUCAGGAUGGCCAUUACCUUGUGAUAGCUGCAGCUACAGAACAGCUAUUCAAAAAUUUCUGUGCUGGGCUGUCAAUAUCCGAUGAAGAAUACUCAAAAUGGAGUAGGAACAAGGUAAGAGCAGGCAACCCUGACGAAUUCAACGGUUUCCUUCAAUCAAAAAUAGAUAGAUUAUCUAAAGAAGAUCUUAUUCAGAUUCUUGAAAAACAUGGGAUUCCUUAUAGCGAAAUCAACAAUAUGGAAGGUGUCUUCAGUAACGAAGAUAUCAAAGGAAUUGGUCUCACUAAAAAAGUUUACAGUGAGAACUAUAAGCAAGAGCUUGAGUAUGUAAAACACCCCAUAAACAUGACUAAUACUCAUCACAAGUUUGCUGAUUUUACUGAACCUCCCAAGCUAGGCCAACACACAGAUGAAGUCCUUGCUGAACUCGGAUAUACAGAGAAUGAAAUUCAAAAUCUCAGAAAGGAAAAGAUAAUUUAACUUGAUUGUUA
Moneuplotes crassus is the source of this 1229-nucleotide messenger RNA. The record is from the annotation of a GenBank genome assembly. NCBI's taxonomy places the organism in Eukaryota, Ciliophora, Spirotrichea, Euplotida, Euplotidae.